Messenger RNA from Hyalella azteca, 2257 nucleotides. RefSeq lists its product as uncharacterized. The transcript has 8 exons. Bases 194 to 1984 code for a protein of 596 amino acids. NCBI's taxonomy places the organism in Eukaryota, Metazoa, Arthropoda, Malacostraca, Amphipoda, Hyalellidae. The record is from RefSeq and is a predicted model, not a curated record. Gene Ontology annotation, biological process: tRNA pseudouridine synthesis. Gene Ontology annotation, molecular function: RNA binding; pseudouridine synthase activity.
CGGGCUUUGGAAACAUUACAUCACGUUCGCCACACGUUUGCAAGUGCGUUUGCCGGUUGAUUUUCGCAUUCAAUUUACAGUUAUCAUGAGUGAUGUGUUUGUGUUAGCCAGUUGCGGCAUUUAGCGUGUUACAAAAUAGAGCCGGACUUGGUGUACUAUGAUACUUUGAAAAUUGGGAAAUUAUACUGUUAAGAUGCAGCGAUAUUUAAUUAACUUCUCAUAUUUUGGAACAAACUUCAGAGGCAUUCAAGUGCAAGGACUGCGUCACAGUGACUACAAAACUGUGCAGGGGGUGAUAGAAGCUGGAUUACGGUUCCUGAAGCCUGCCAAUGAUCCUAUCACUCAUUCAUCAUCUCGUACUGAUGCUGGUGUGCAUGCUAUCUCAAAUGCUCUCCAUGUGGACUUGGUACCUAGUGACAGCAAGCCUUAUGACCCAGACUUUAUUACACAUCACCUCAACGUCUUCUUCAGAAAAGCUGAGGUCAACAUCAGAGUUCAGAAUACACGUGUUGUGUCCCCCUUCAUGAAUGCUCGCCUUCACGCAGCCAGGCGCCACUAUGUCUACAGACUUGCCUUGCUAAAGGACCCCAUUGUAGACACCAGCGAUGCCAUAUUUGCGGAAAAUUUCAUCCCUCUUGCUGAAUUGGAUAGACUCCAUGUGAUCAGGAAUCCCUUGGACGUGGAGGUGUUGAGGCAAGGAUGCGCGCUGAUGCAAAGAGAAGCUGACUUUGCAAGUUUCAUGAGCGUCGCAAUGAAACACUCGCCUCUUCCCAAGAACACUAUUAGGAACUUGAAGGUGGAGCUGCGACCAGGCCAGCCUCUGAUGAACCCAAUUUACGACCCGACGUACAAUAAGCUUCAGCUCUGGGAUGUGGCGUUCACCAGUCAGUCCUUCUUAUACAAUCAGAUCCGGCGCUGCCUGGGCGUGAUUAUCAGCUUGGCUAAAGGCCUCAUCACCACAGACCACAUUGAGGACAUGUUCUCCAACCCCCGCGUCGGCAACUGGCCGAGCGAGACCAGCAAGACUCCUGCUCACGGUCUCUAUCUUCUCAAGGUCGAAUUCCCGGACCACGUGCUGGACCUUCGCUUCGACGGCGGUGACCUGACGCCCGCCACACGCCUCUAUGUGGACACGUCGACUCAAGUGAAGACCGCUGUGGCCCUGGGGCAGACCAAACUCAUCAACGAGCCGCCCUCUCCUGCCGACCUAUUCGCUCAGGAGUUGUCAGAUCUUCCGCGAGAUUCAGGACCGUUGUAUGAAGCGACCGAGAGUGAGCCAGAUGACUCUCCAGGGCUCUGUGAUGACAUUAGUGAAGCUUAUGAUGAGGAUGAAGAUUCUUCGUCCUGCCGUGAGUCUACAGGUGAAGGACACCUGCAGAGAGUUUCAAUAAAGCAGAACUCUGAUACUUCAUGUAACGAUGGCGUAGUUACGGGUACGGUACGAUUAGUAGAGGAUUUAAAUAAUACUGACGCAAUCACGUCAACCGAGUCGCACGAUUACACUAAGUGCAGGAAUUCCUUUCUUUUGUCAAAUCAUAAGAAAGACAGCGGUGAAUGUUUUCCUGGUCGGAUGCUUACUCCCGAUGGACAUAAGUUAUCGCGUAGCUUUAUUAAAGAAAAUUCUUAUAAUAGCCAAGACUCGAAUCGGAAUCUCAAUGUCCAUAUUAGUGCAUGCAGAAAAAGUACUUCGUCGAAGUCACCUCGUCCAAUGCGAGGUUCAGAGCGACGACGUCUCCUGAGCCAAGCGUAUGAGCUCGCAAUGAGCCGCCGAGAAAUUGACGAUAGAUUGGCAGCAGUUUUGCGCAGACUUAUCGAGGCUGGUGAAAGAGUGAAGCAAGUGGAUUGCAGCGCAGAGGGCAUGGCUCGUAUUGCUGAGGAAAUUAAACUCGUCCAGCAAGACGAACGCCAGAGAAAGAUUCUUCUUGCUUCUUUAGAGACUUCUAAACUUAUGAACGGCCAGAGAAAGACUGACACCAGCGAAUAGCAUCCGAGACAAGUUUUGGAUAGUGAUUUCCUCGAAUGGUGAAUUCACUUUUUAUUUAUUUAAUCUGUUUUCCCUGUUUAAUUACGCCUUUUUAUUCAAAACGCAAAAAUACCUUUCUGCUUUUUUCUGCUAGCUAAAUUCAAAACAGUUUUAAGGGAAAGUUCUUGAUGUCUUAGAAUGCUACAUACUCCGAUAUGAGGUCCCUCUAAAUCCAUAAGUUUUUGUAUUAUUCGACUGAACAAAACCUGUUUUAUAAGUAAAUGUCGGAAUGAC